This is a messenger RNA of Neurospora hispaniola, 330 nucleotides long. RefSeq lists its product as uncharacterized. The coding region runs from base 1 to 330 and encodes 109 amino acids. Lineage: Eukaryota; Fungi; Ascomycota; Sordariomycetes; Sordariales; Sordariaceae. The record is from RefSeq and is a predicted model, not a curated record. The transcript has a single exon.
AUGUCCUCCACCAGCUCUUCUCAUGCUUCUGCUACUCACCAUGCCGAAUUUCUCGAGGAGGGAGAAAUCCGCGAAGAUCAGGACAAUGAUUGCCUAGAGGAAGGCGAAAAUAAGUUGAUCUCCCCACCUUUGCCCAUGCAUUAUUCCCUUGACGGAGGCUUGCGCAUUACGACCGGUAUCAGUGAGAAUGACUAUCAUGUUGUGGGUGACGGGUUCCGUUUGUUUGCCCUCCCUGCGCCCACUUUCAACCGACAGUUCACACUACAGUUUUCCUUCGCCAACGAACAUGAAGAAUACACAAAUUCUGGUCGCUGUGACAUCUAUGCUUGA